AUGACCCUGACUUCCUUGACGUUCCCAUCUAACUCCCUGCAUCUCUCCCCCACAUCCAAAUUCGUCAUCUUUUCUUCACCAAAUCAUGCUCUCACUCCACACGCAUGUCCACUUCCAAGAACCAGACCCGUUUCCAUGUGCGUUCCAACCCGACACAGAAACAAUCUGGGCCCGAAAAAGACCCCUAAAAAGAAUUCUUCAUCUUCCGAAGCGGAGGAGCUGGUUCGUUCAGUCUUGAGAAAUUUCAGAGAGAAAAAACCAUUGGUGACUACUCUGGAUAAGUAUGCCAAGUUUUUGAGAACUGAACAUUGUUUCAUGCUCUUUGAAGAGCUUGGGAAGAAUGAUAAAUGGCUGCAAUGCCUUGAGGUGUUCAGAUGGAUGCAAAAACAACGGUGGUACAUAGCGGAUAAUGGGGUAUAUUCUAAGUUGAUAUCAGUUAUGGGAAAAAAGGGCCAAACUCGGAUGGCCAUGUGGCUUUUUUCUGAGAUGCGUAAUAGUGGUUGUAGGCCUGAUACGUCAGUCUACAAUGCACUGAUCACUGCCCACCUUCACUCCCGGGAUAAAUCCAAGGCGUUGGCCAAGGCUCUGGGGUACUUCGACAAGAUGAAGGGAAUGGAGCGUUGUAAACCCAGUGUUGUGACAUAUAACAUUCUUUUGCGAGCUUUUGCUCAGGCAAAAAAUGUUGAUCAGGUUAAUGUUUUGUUUAAAGAUCUGAAUGAGAGCAUUGUGACCCCAGAUAUCUACACAUUUAACGGUGUGAUGGAUGCCUAUGGAAAAAAUGGGAUGAUAAGGGAAAUGGAGUCUGUGCUUUCUAUUAUGAAGAGCAAUCAGUUGAAGCCAGACAUCAUCACAUUUAAUUUAUUGAUUGAUUCCUAUGGGAGGAAGCAGGAAUUUGAAAAGAUGGAACAAGUUUUCAAGAGCUUGCUGCGUUCCAAGCACAAACCAACACUUCCUACAUUCAAUUCUAUGAUCACAAACUAUGGAAAAGCACGUCUCAGGGAGAAAGCGGAGUUAGCUUUCCAGAAAAUGAUUGAUAUGGGAUACAAACCAAACUUCAUCACAUAUGAGUGUCUUAUUACGAUGUAUGGCUACUGUGACUAUGUUUCACGGGCAAGAGAGAUAUUUCAGCAGGUGGUUGAAUCUGAGGAGAAAAAGGUCUCGACAUUGAAUGCGAUGCUUGAUGUCUAUUGCAUGAAUGGCUUGCCUAUGGAAGCCGACAUGCUUUUUGAGAGUGCACAUACUUCAAGACUGUUUCCCAUCGAUUCCUCCACUUAUAAACUUCUUUACAAAGCCUAUACUAAAGCUGACAUGAAGGAACCACUACAGAAAUUGUUGACCUGUAUGGACAGAGAUGGCAUUAUCCCAAACAAAAGGUUUUUCCUCGAUGCUUUGGGUGCCAUUGGGUCUUCACGUGAAAACCAAAAGUCAAAUAGAAAGACAGAUGGUUCAAGCAGACAGACAGACCAUGCAAAGGCAUAG
Messenger RNA from Fraxinus pennsylvanica, 1479 nucleotides. Lineage: Eukaryota; Viridiplantae; Streptophyta; Magnoliopsida; Lamiales; Oleaceae. The record is from the annotation of a GenBank genome assembly.